UUAUAUACGUGUUUCUGUGCACUCAUACUUGUUCUUGUUCUUGUGUGUGCUUAUACGUUUUUACACAAAUGGUCCCAAGUCCCAACGCCGUAGGUCCGAGUCUCUGUCAGAGAUCAGAAGUCAGAACUCAAGUUUUUGGGAUUGCUUAACUUUUUUCUUUUAGACACAGCGUUUAAGAAUGGAGAAGCCACAAAAAAUGCCCAAAGUGGCAAAGGUGAAAAACAAAGCACCCGCUGAAAUCCAGAUCACAGCAGAACAGCUUUUGCGUGAAGCAAAAGAGCGAGAUUUAGAAAUCUUACCACCGCCUCCAAAACAAAAGAUCUCUGAUCCACAUGAGUUGGCUGAUUAUCAGCAUCGGAAAAGAAAAACUUUUGAAGAUUCAAUCAGGAAAAACCGUUUGUCUAUUGCAACAUGGAUAAAAUAUGCACAUUGGGAGGAGACUCAAAAACAGAUAGAAAGAGCGAGAUCUAUUUACGAAAGAGCACUAGACGUAGAUCACAGAAACAUAGUAUUAUGGCUAAAGUAUUCAGAAAUGGAAAUGAGAAACCGACAGGUGAAUCACGCCAGGAAUUUGUGGGACAGAGCCGUUACAAUUUUGCCAAGAGUAAAUCAGUUUUGGUACAAAUAUACAUACAUGGAAGAAAUGUUGGAAAAUAUAGCCGGUGCUCGUCAAGUAUUUGAACGCUGGAUGGAAUGGGAACCACAUGAGCAAGCCUGGCAGACUUAUAUUAAUUUUGAACUCAGGUACAAGGAACUUGAAAGAGCCAGACAAAUAUUUGAAAGAUUCGUUAUGGUCCAUCCAGUGGUUAAGCAUUGGAUAAAAUAUGCUCGAUUUGAAGAGUCUCACGGCUACGUGAAUGGUGCUCGUAGAGUAUAUGAGAGGGCAGUUACUUUUUUUGGGGAUGAAAACAUUGAAGAAAAGUUAAUCAUUGCCUUUGCAAAGUUUGAAGAGGGUCAAAGAGAACAUGACAGAGCCAGAGUCAUUUAUAAAUAUGCAUUAGACCAUAUUCCUAAGGAAAAAACACAAGAAAUUUAUAAAUCUUACACGAUUCAUGAGAAAAAGUACGGUGAUCGCUCAGGCAUUGAGGAUGUGAUUGUUAGUAAAAGAAAACACCAGUAUGAGCAGGAAGUCAAAGAAAAUCCUUCUAAUUAUGAUGCGUGGUUUGAUUAUUUGCGAUUGGUAGAGUCGGAAGGAAACGUUGAUGUUAUCAGGGAAACUUAUGAAAGAGCUAUUGCAAACGUACCCCCUACUAAGGAUAAAGAAUUUUGGCGGAGGUACAUUUACCUGUGGAUAAACUAUGCUAUUUUUGAGGAACUAGAGGCAGAAGAUGUCGAGAGAUGUCGUCAAGUUUACAAGGUGUGUUUAGAAAUGAUACCCCAUAAACAUUUUACUUUUUCGAAAAUGUGGCUGUACUAUGCACAGUUUGAAAUCAGACAGAAAAAUCUUAUUGUAGCCAGAAAAACGCUUGGUAUGGCACUUGGCAUUUGUCCAAGGGACAAGCUGUACCGUAAUUAUAUAGAUUUAGAAAUCCAACUACGAGAGUUUGACAGAUGCAGAAUAUUGUAUCAAAAAUUUUUGGAAUUCAAUCCAGAGAAUUGCACCACAUGGAUGAAAUUUGCAGAACUUGAAGCUUCGUUGGGUGACACUGAAAGAGCUCGGGCUAUAUAUGAGUUAGCCGUCAGCCAACCAAGACUCGAUAUGCCUGAGGUGACAUGGAAGGCUUACAUAGAUUUUGAAGUCACGCAACAAGAGCCGGAUCAUGCUAGACAGUUGUACGAAAGAUUACUUGAACGAACAUUGCAUGUCAAGGUUUGGAUAGCAUAUGCGAAAUUUGAAAUGACGAAUACAGUGUCGGAAGAAGACGUAAACAAUGUCGACUUGGCCAGACGCAUUUAUGAACGUGGAAAUGAUUCUUUGAAAUCUCAAGGAGAUAAAGAAAGUCGGGCAUUACUGCUGGAGGCGUGGCGUGUCUUUGAAAAUGAGUUUGGUGAUGAUAACAGUCGCGCAAAAAUUGCAGCAAAAAUGCCACGUCGAGUCAAGCAGAGGAGGAGAGUUAUUUCCGAAGAUGGGAGCGACGAUGGUUGGGAAGAAGUGUUUGAAUUUAUAUUUCCUGAAGAUGAACAAAAUCGUCCUAAUCUCAAGAUUCUGGCUUCAGCUCAAGCAUGGUUGAAACAAAAAGCUGAAAAAGAAGCGAAAGAAAAGGAGAAAGUGGCUAGUGAAUAA
Molecule: messenger RNA, 2224 nt
Organism: Copidosoma floridanum
Lineage: Eukaryota; Metazoa; Arthropoda; Insecta; Hymenoptera; Encyrtidae
Gene: crn
Product: pre-mRNA splicing factor crn
Biological process (GO): mRNA splicing, via spliceosome; spliceosomal complex assembly
Cellular component (GO): U2-type catalytic step 2 spliceosome; post-mRNA release spliceosomal complex; precatalytic spliceosome
Molecular function (GO): protein binding
Source: RefSeq, a predicted model, not a curated record